AUGCACUCUCAGUCUGCACUCCUUCUUUUUGCUCUUUGCUUGGCCAGCUCUGUCCAUGCUGGAAAACGAGGAUUGGCUUGGCCUUGUGACCCAGGUGUUUUGAACAAUGGCGACGGCGAGGUUGUGGCGAUUUAUGACUGGGAGACUUAUGCGCCCCCUACCUCUACAGGAGGCACGGGUGGACUCGGAUUCAUUGGGAUGCAAGGCACCAUGGAUUCCGACUCUAGCCCUGUUGCCCAACUAGCUACCCGUCAAGCCCAGCAAGGAUGGGCUACCGUCUUCAGCUUGAAUGAGCCCGACAUUAACGGUAUCACUCCUGCCGAAGCAGCUUCCUGGUAUAUCGAAUGGAUUAAUCCUCUGGCUAUCAAAAAAGCACUCCCGGCCGUCACUUCCAGUACAACGUCGGGCCAGGGUCUUUCUUGGUUGUCUGAAAUGAUCAGUGCUUGUGCCGGGGCUUGCUACUUUGACUACAUCAACUUGCACUGGUAUGGAACGUCUUUUGCUGAAUUUCAAGCAUACAUUGAACAAGCCCACAACCAAUUUCCGUCGUACACUAUUGUCAUUUCUGAGUUUGCUCUAACUAACGGUGGUAACCAAGUUGCAUUCUUUGAGUCUGCGUUCCCGUUCCUUGAUGGCUUGUCAUAUGUGCUUUUGUACUUCCCUUUCGUCGCUACAUCUCCUGCCCUUUUGCAAGCGAAUGAUCCUGGUGCUGUGACUACGGUCGGAACUGGGUCUUGCCUGUAUACUAAUGCCGGUGGUCCCUCUUCUGUUGGUAACUUGAUGUACUGAUGAACUUACCGAGUUAUCGGGAUAUGAUAGUUAUGGCAGCUAUACGAUGGCAAUCCGGUGCUGUCUUCUUACUGUACUUAACUUAUCCCACAACUCUUCGUAGACAUUGACAAAAUUAUUCCAGUGGUCAAAUAAAUAUCCUUUCCUCUGAGUCCA
This is a messenger RNA of Lentinula edodes (shiitake mushroom), 945 nucleotides long. RefSeq names its product endo-beta-1,3-glucanase. Bases 1 to 789 code for a protein of 262 amino acids. Lineage: Eukaryota; Fungi; Basidiomycota; Agaricomycetes; Agaricales; Omphalotaceae. Gene Ontology annotation, biological process: fungal-type cell wall polysaccharide metabolic process. Gene Ontology annotation, cellular component: fungal-type cell wall. The record is from RefSeq and is a predicted model, not a curated record. The transcript has 9 exons.